UACGCGCACCGGCUCGCCGUCGUCGCCUCAUCUCCGCUGGCCUUCAAACAGUGCAUCGUGGAAAAGAAAAAAAAAAAACCAAACCCCGCGUUUUUAUGUCACAGCCAGCUGUCUAAAAUGUGAACAAUGCUCCCGUCGUCUGAGACCCAAACACCGGGUUUUAUGGAGAGGAGGAAGACGUCGUAGUGUUGACUGAGAAAACGUUGCAGACUGGGGGGUUCACAGCAGCAGCUACAUCUCCAUCCUGGGCUCCUGUAAGGGCCACUCUUUGCUCCACAACCAAAUGAAGCCAACCUCGUCUCCAGAAGCACCCACAGAUCACUCCACCCAUCGCUGGGACUCCUGUGCUCUCUGCUGGGCUCCAGUAGCCCACCCAUGCCUUUGAUCCCCAUCCCACGGCGGGUGCGCAGCUUCCAUGGGCCCCACACCACCUGCAUGCACUCGGCCUGUGGGUCGACGCAUGCUUCCAAGCUCGUGCGCACCAAGUACAAUAACUUUGACCUCUACCUGCGCUCCCGCUGCAUGUACAGCUUCCUCCGUUUCCUCCUCUACUUUGGCUGCAGCCUGCUGACCUCUCUGCUGUGGGUGGCGCUCUCCGCUCUCUUAUUCCUGCAGUAUGUCAGCGUGCGAGUGCUCCUUCGGCUGCAGUACAAGCUGUCCGUCAUUCUGCUUUUGUUAGGGCACCGGCGCCUGGACUUUGGGGUGCUCAAUGACCUGAUCAUCUACAGCAUGCAGAUCACCAUGUUUCUGGUGGGGGGGCUUGGCUGGUGCUUCAUGGUGUUCGUGGACAUGUAGCUACAGUGUGAGCGACGAUGCUACACACUGAAAGUUCUGCGUUUUGUGGCGUUAUGUUACGGGUUAUAUCUGACUGCGUUAUAUCUGACUGCUCCGCAUCACUUUCAGCUCUAGUCAAAAAGACCCCUAUGACGUCAGCUCAAAAUCUUUUUUGGUUUAGUUUCAGAUAUUAUAGAAUCCAUAAAUAAUAUCUGUAACAACUGUGUUUAUAGUCCUUUUGAAAUGGUUUGUCCUGUAUAUCAAAAAUCGGAGAGAACCACCUGGCUGAUGAAUAUCAAAACUGAUGCAUGUAGUCAGUCUGAGCAGAGUCCGUCAUCAUUCAUCGUCUAAGACUCUCAAGAGACCAAUGGGGUCAAGAUCGCUUCAAUUUCAACUUUUUUUUUUUUCCGUGCCAUCUGUACACCGUUUUCACAAAUUUUGAAUAUCUGAUUAGAAACUAAUUUCUUUACAAAAAUGGAAAAUGUUAAUGUUGCAUGGCAAAGGGACUGAUCAUAUGAAUGAUGUGCAUCAUGGCUCUCUGAUGCAAAACAUGUUGUUCGUGCCAAAAUGACACGGGCUGGGCUCCUAAUGCAAAUGUGUACCACGAUUUACAAUUUGCGGUUAUUUCUUGUAAACAAAUUCAAUAUCUUGUAAACAUACCUGUACCACAGAGACUCGGUAACUUAUGGCAGAUAAAGUGAAGCUGUCAACGGUGUGUGUAAUGUGGAAAUGGUGGAGCAGAAUAGGAGUAAUAAGUGACUUA
This is a messenger RNA of Anoplopoma fimbria (sablefish), 1537 nucleotides long. RefSeq names its product transmembrane protein 250. Lineage: Eukaryota; Metazoa; Chordata; Actinopteri; Perciformes; Anoplopomatidae. The record is from RefSeq and is a predicted model, not a curated record. The transcript has 2 exons. Bases 376 to 795 code for a protein of 139 amino acids.